Diabrotica virgifera virgifera (western corn rootworm) is the source of this 3225-nucleotide messenger RNA. It is a transcript of the gene smg, whose product is annotated as protein Smaug homolog 1. Gene Ontology annotation, molecular function: translation repressor activity; mRNA binding; protein binding. The record is from RefSeq and is a predicted model, not a curated record. Gene Ontology annotation, cellular component: P-body. The transcript is spliced from 8 exons. NCBI's taxonomy places the organism in Eukaryota, Metazoa, Arthropoda, Insecta, Coleoptera, Chrysomelidae. Gene Ontology annotation, biological process: nuclear-transcribed mRNA poly(A) tail shortening; negative regulation of translation. Bases 165 to 1859 code for a protein of 564 amino acids.
UCCUGUUUUUAAUUAUGUAGAUAACAAAAUGACAUAUAAGUAUUAAUUAAAAAGUUUCUAUUGAAAAACAAAAAAAUUGGAAAAAAAAAGAGACAACCAGCAGUAGCUUAUAAAAACGGUAUCGUGAAUAGUUCUGAAAUUCAAGGAUCUGUUAAGACUUCCAAAUGGAGAAUGGUCACAUACGGGAUUUCUCAGAAUUUUGUGAGCAGCUCAACGAAAUCAGAAUCAAGUUUCUCAAAUGGGACGGCUGCGAAAGAACUGUUGGUCUUUACUACCUAAUGGUAGGGUUACCAUUUGCAAAUGCGAGGUUUUUGCAACAUACUCUGGAAAUGUCCAUAAAUGCUGUAAAUACCCCUGCAGCUCAGAUUUUAGAAAGGAAUGCCAAUGACACUGCACAUAUUUCCAGUUUUUUACUUGAACCGCCACAGGUAGCAUUAUCCUUACUGCUAACUCACCUACCACUUCUGAAGCCAGACAACAAAAAAACUGCAGAUUGUUAUUUGAGGGUUAUAAAACAGGUCUUUAUGGAGUUUAUAACGCCUCCUAUGAAGAUUUAUAAUGAAUGUGUUGAAAUUAUGUCAUAUUUGUACAUUCAUCCCGCUUUUAACAAUGAUGACAAGAGUUCCUUCAAGAACUUACUUAAACAGGUCGUAUCGAAACUGAAGCCCCAGACAUUCGUUCACUCAUCGGCAACUGAAUCCAGCGACGAAUCUGUAAGCCCCAACCCCGAUUCACAGCAAAACUUUAAACAGAGACGAUCAAAUAGUCUUACUCCAGGUCCAGAUAAUCCAAGCCACAAUCAAGACAAUUGGUAUUCGCAGGAAAACCUUAACGAGCCACCAUGUAAACCCAGAAGUUAUUCUUUGUCGAGUGAGAAGUCUUUGUUGGCAGGCUUGUGUAACUUACAAUCUAGUCAUUCGGAAACAAGGUUACAAGAUUUGAAACUCCAAAACAAUCUCCCGGCGAUGAAAAGCAUCACUUCCUGGUUAAAAUCCUUAAGGCUACACAAAUACAGUUGGGUCUUUAACAAUUUAACCUACAGUCAAAUGGUCAAUCUAAAAGAAGAAUCUCUUCAGAGUAUAGGCAUAACGAAAGGCGCUAGACACAAGAUACUAUUAAGCGUGAACAAAUUAAAGGAACGAGGUGUGAUGCUGAUGGAAUUAGAAACCGAAGUGAUGAAUGGAGGCGAUUUGAAUGUGGCUCUCAAAAAGUUGAAGAGUGUUGUUCAAAGUCCAUUGCAAAUAUCGGGUGGGGAGGAUCUACCUACUUUGUUUGUUAAGGUGAUGGGCAAAGUUUGUACACAAAUGUUAAUGCUAAGACAACUACCCGAUGAUUACUUGAUGUCGUUCCAUUCGUUGUGCGAAAAAGCCGAAACUUUAGAAGCUUUUACUGAAGAACAAAAGAGGCGAUUACAUAUGUGGAAAUGCCAGUUGACAAAAGAUGACCUUGUCGUUCCUGUUCACAAUGGUAAACCGAAAAAGCAUACUAACAAUCAUAGAUCACACCGCAUGGACCCCCAGAAGCUUCAGAAACUAUGCUGCGCCAUCCAACCCACCACCUAUACCAAAAAGAGUUCAUCCUUCCCCAACAUGCAGAAUAGCCCGACGUGGAACACUCACAGACAUUCAAUAGGUAGCGUAACACUUCAAAAUCAACUGUUUUCAGCUCAAAACAGCCAGAGGCUAUUCAAUCAGAAUCUCCAGAGUUACGUAAACACUUCACACAGCGGCUCAAACCCGUCGGAAUCUAGUCCUAAACCAUUCAACCUAACGAAACUCAAAAAACCCGAUAGUAAAGAUAUAGAAAACAGUUUGGAGUCGUUGUGCAUACAAAUGAUGGAACACGCUCUGGGACCUUAAUGACAGUUCAUUUUAGAUUAGCUAUAGGGUUCCCGAAAAGUCAAUGACAGGACUUUGUGUUUUAAAACGAACGUUUGGAGAUGAUGAGUGUAUUUGAUAUUUUUAUAUGGUGUGGAAAAUAUAUGUACCUAUAGGGUGUCUUAAAAUUGUUGCAUAGUACAUUAGAGUGUGUUUAAAAGUGCCGAGACUUCUUUACUCUUUUCUUACUCUUCUUAGUUUCAUUUAAAAUAUAUUCAUCCAUUAUAUUUUAUACAAGCUCUUUUCUCUUCAACCUAGUAUUUUGGUGUUGUUGAUCGUUUGCUUCUGUUAAUGAACAGGCAGUCAUUUUUUUCUAUAAGAAUCUUUGAGAGUCAUAAUAAUCAUUAGGAAUACAGUUUUAUAAUACACUUACGCAGCGAUAUUUCCAAUAAUUACAGCAAACGUCAAUUACCAUGACUGUGUGUCAAUUCAGAUAGACUUAAGCGUGCCAUCAUCUACGAUUUACUUUAUUACUAAUUUUUCACUAAAGAGUAAUGGCACUUUAAUAAAUAAAGUUGAAGCAACAUUUUUUAAAUUUCUUUCUCAUUAUUGCUUCAAAUUAAUUCAAUUAUAAUGCGAUAUUGUGACCUAACCUAACUUAAUCUAUAUGCCGAACACGCAGAAAUGAACUAUAGCUGAAUUUCGUGUCGAUAGUGUAUAGGUAACCCCUCAACUUUGCAUUAAUCUUUUAAUAAGAUUACUGUCUUAUUUUUUCAAACGACUUUUAAUAACAAAAAUAUUCUUUUUGCUUUCGGAAUAUCGUUGAAUGUACUUGUCGAUUAACUGUUGAAGAUUACACUGACGAAUACAAUGUCAAUACUUAUCUUGUUAGCAAGAUGGGAGGUACGCUCUCAUUUUGUUAAAACAUACUCUUUCGAAGAGCGCCUUGUAAACUAUAUAUUGAAAUCUAGAAAUUAAAAUUCAAUAAUUUUUAAGUUCUACUCUGACUCAAAAACAAAAAUUUUGAAUUUGAUUUUUUGUAACCCUAAGAACAUCCUGUAGGUACACCAUUAAGUGUAUAUUACAAAUGUUUUAUUUUUAGUUUUACGUUAAAACUAAUAUUGUUUAUUUUACUGUUGUAAAGCCAGUGGCGUAAACAUUUUUUUAUGUUUAGUAUUAAACGUAUUUAUUUUAUUGGAAACAAAGAAUAUUUAGUCAGAAUUUGUGUUUUCUCGCCAUUGGUACUUACUUUUAAUAUGUUUUUAACAUGCGAAAAUUAUGUAAAGUCUUUAUAUUGUGGAUAGUGCAUGUAAUAUGUGAUUGUUUGUGUGAUAACUGAUUGACAUUUUUGUUUAAAACUGAUCAAGAAGACUGAUUUCUAUCUAAAUAGAUAUGACCUAACUACAAA